CUCCCGCGCCACUGAAUGGUCUCGCCCAGCCCCAGCUGCUGGUUAAAUUUUGCAAAACAACAGAAGAAGCAACAGAUCAGAGCAAGUUCCGAGAGGGGAAGCAACUUCGCAGCGAUACCUCCACGGGUGGAUGGAUGCGCUGCCUCGGGGCGCUGCCUCGGGGCGCCGCCACGGUGGCUGUGCGCGUCUCGCCUCGAGGAGGACGUGGUUGUCAAGCGAGACGGCGGGCACGGCGUGUCCGUGACGUCGGAUGCACAGUCCUGCAAAUUCCUGUUCGCGCCACUGCUGGCGGAAGGAUCUUCUGCUAGAGGGAGCUCCAGAGAAGCCCCUCUGGAGAGUAUUUGGCCUACUCUUCCACGCUUACGGCAAGACGUCUUGGAAAAAGGAGCGGCUUCACGAGAUCCACGAGCAGUGCCAGCGCCACCCUCGGCAGCAGCCCUCUCACCCGAGCUGGCAGAAGCGAUGGCGUCCGAGCUUCAGGACAUCCAGUUGACCGAGGCGAAACCACUGCUGGUGGAGAACGUCCCCACGCCCGUGCCCGUCAUCCCCGAGACCGCGGAAGGUGAAGUCUCUGCAGAAACCUUCAUCGAUGUUGAGAGCAAGGAGCACGACAUCCAGACGGGGUACGGCCUGUUGCACGUGACCGUACGCGGCUCUGGCAAGGGCAACCGCCCCGCAAUCCUCACCUACCACGACAUCGGCCUGAACCACAAAUCGUGCUUCAACGCCCUCUUCAACUACGAGGACAUGCAGGAGAUCAUCAAGAACUUCGCCGUCUACCACAUCGACGCUCCGGGCCAGCAGCCAGGGGCGCCGCUGUUCCCGCAGGGGUACCAGUACCCGUCCAUGGACCAGCUGGCCGACAUGCUGCCCGGGGUCAUGACCCAUUUCAGCCUGAAGAGCAUCAUUGGGAUUGGAGUGGGCGCAGGCUCAUACGUGCUGGCGCGGAUGGCCAUGAACAACCCGAGCCUGGUCGAGGGCCUGGUGCUCAUCAACAUCGAGCCGCACGCCAAGGGCUGGUUCGACUGGGCAGCGUCCAAGAUCACCAACCUGACCAACACCCUGACUGACACCGUCCUCUCUCAUCACUUCAGCCAGUCGGAGCUGAGCAACAAUGCAGACCUGAUGCAGACCUACAAGCAGCACAUGCUGGAGGAGAUCAACCAGCAGAACCUGUCCCUCUUCGUCAAUGCCUACAACAGCCGGAGAGACCUGGACCUGGGGAAAGCAUCGCUGGGGCAGCCGGCUAAGACUCUCAAGUGUCCUGUGAUGCUGGUGGUUGGAGACUCCUCGCCGAUGGUGGACGCUGUGGUAAGCGGGCAUCUGGGUGGCGACGUGCACGGCCGGCGUCUCGCUCGUCGCUCGGCUGGCUCUCUCCAUCCCGGGCUCCUCGGGGUUCUUUCUCUCCUCCUGAUGAGCCGCAGCCGUUCACGAAGCCCCCCCCCCCCCCCCUUCCCCCCGCGUCGUGUCGACAGUGCGAGCUGGUCGAUCAUGCUUCACCACGCUCGGCAGUGCGUGCGUUGGUCAAGCCGUCACCCGGGUCCCGUUGAGAUGUCAAUCUCGCCGCCGAUGUUGGCAGCAGUCGAGAAUCGACCUCGGGUCGCCGGGUUCGCGCCUCAAAGCGCGAACCACCGCGCCACCGCUCUGGCCUAAACGUCGCUGUAAACC
Messenger RNA from Petromyzon marinus (sea lamprey), 1668 nucleotides. NCBI's taxonomy places the organism in Eukaryota, Metazoa, Chordata, Hyperoartia, Petromyzontiformes, Petromyzontidae. The record is from RefSeq and is a predicted model, not a curated record.